Molecule: messenger RNA, 2078 nt
Organism: Hemicordylus capensis (graceful crag lizard)
Lineage: Eukaryota; Metazoa; Chordata; Lepidosauria; Squamata; Cordylidae
Gene: KLHL10
Product: kelch like family member 10
Exons: 5
Coding region: 185-2032 (615 amino acids)
Molecular function (GO): protein binding
Source: RefSeq, a predicted model, not a curated record
AGCCUACUCUCAGCAGGCCCGUCUUGCUUCCGAGGAUGGCCAGGGUUCUAGAAUGUGGUCAUGUCAAGGGUCUCAUUAUGGGAUUGGUUCUGGAACCCCUGAACCAAUCACACCCUUUUUCCAAGAGGAGGGUUAAGUGGAAGGCCGGGCAGCUCUUUCCGCUGCCUCCCCCCACCUUGAAAAAAUGGAUGAUGCCUCCGCUUCGGCGGGAUACUCUCACCGCCACAUGGAGAGGAAGAUGAGCGCCAUGGCGUGUACAGUCUUCAACGAACUUCGGCUGGAAGGGAAGCUCUGUGACGUCAUCAUCAAGGUCAACGGGUGCGAGUUCAACGCCCACAAGAAUAUCCUCUGUAGCUGCAGCUCCUAUUUUAGAGCCUUGUUUACCAGUAGCUGGAACAACACAGAGAAGAGAGUAUAUAAUAUUCCUGGCAUAACCCCAGAUAUGAUGAAGCUCAUUAUCGAAUACGCCUACACGAGGACAGUGCCCAUCACCGUGGACAAUGUAGAGAGACUCUUGGUGGCCGCCGACCAGUUCAACGUGAUGGGCAUCGUCCGGGCUUGUUCCGACUUCAUGAAGUGCCAACUGUGUCUCGAGAAUUGCAUCGGCAUCUGCAAAUUCACCGAGUACUACUACUGCCCUGACCUGAGGCAGACGGCCUACAUGUUCAUCCUGCACAACUUUGAGGAGAUGGUGAAAGCGUCUACUGAAUUCCUGGAGCUCUCGGUCAAUGAGUUUAAGGACAUCAUUGAAAAGGACGAACUCAACGUGAAACAGGAAGACGCCGUCUUCGAGGCCAUCCUCAAGUGGAUCGCCCACAACCCCCUGAGCAGGAAACAGCACAUGGCAGUCCUGCUUCCAAAGGUGCGCCUGGCCUUGAUGCACGCCGAGUACUUCAUGAACAACGUCAAAAUGCACGACUACGUCAAGGACAGCGAGGAGUGCAAGCCCAUCGUGAUCGACGCCCUGAAGGCCAUGUACGACCUCAACAUGAACGGCCCGUCCAGCUCCGACUUCACCAACCCGCUGACGAGGCCCCGCCUGCCGUACGCCAUCUUGUUCGCCAUCGGCGGCUGGAGCGGCGGGAGCCCGACCAACGCCAUCGAGACGUACGAUGCCCGGGCGGACCGCUGGGUGAACGUGACGUGCCAGCAGGAGAGCCCCCGGGCCUACCACGGGGCGGCCUACUUGAAGGGCUACGUCUACAUCAUCGGGGGCUUCGACAGCGUGGACUACUUCAACAGCGUCAAGCGGUUCGAGCCCGUCAAGAAGACGUGGCACCAGGUGGCCCCCAUGCACUCGCGGCGCUGCUACGUGAGCGUCACCGUCCUCGAGAACUUCAUCUACGCCAUGGGUGGCUUCGACGGCUACGUGCGCCUCAACACGGCUGAGAGGUACGAGCCCGAGACCAACCAGUGGACCCUGAUAGCCCCCAUGCACGAGCAGAGGAGUGAUGCGAGCGCCACCACCCUGUACGGAAAGGUCUACAUAUGCGGUGGCUUCAACGGGAAUGAGUGCCUCUUUACGGCCGAGGUGUACGACGCCAAGAUUGAUCAGUGGAGCUUGAUCGCACCGAUGAGAAGCAGGCGGAGCGGCAUUGGCGUGAUCGCGUACGGGGAGCACGUCUACGCCCUAACGCUGGCUUUUUGUGGUCCGCAGGUGGGCGGAUUUGACGGCGCCAACCGCCUCCGGAGCGCCGAGGCGUACAACCCCAUCGCCAACACCUGGAGGACCAUCCCCACCAUGUUCAACCCUCGGAGCAACUUCGGCAUCGAAGUGGUGGACGACCUCCUCUUCGUGGUGGGGGGCUUCAACGGCUUCACGACGACGUUCAACGUGGAGUGCUACGACGAGAAGACGGACGAAUGGUACGACGCCCACGACAUGAGCAUCUACCGCAGCGCCCUGAGCUGCUGCGUGGUGCCCGGGCUGCCCAACGUCGGGGAGUACGCUGCCAGGCGGGAGAACUACGUGGGGUCAUCCCAGAGGGAUGAGGUCAAAUACUCCUCAUCCACAAGCACACUCCCUGUGUGAAUACUAUCUCUCCUUGACUAAUAAAGCCCUCUAAGCAAGAACUCUA